Quercus lobata is the source of this 1791-nucleotide messenger RNA. RefSeq names its product anthocyanidin 3-O-glucosyltransferase 5-like. The coding region runs from base 104 to 1576 and encodes 490 amino acids. Gene Ontology annotation, molecular function: UDP-glycosyltransferase activity. The transcript has a single exon. Lineage: Eukaryota; Viridiplantae; Streptophyta; Magnoliopsida; Fagales; Fagaceae. The record is from RefSeq and is a predicted model, not a curated record.
UUUACGUAAUUGCUUUUCUACUAAUAGCCCCUUCAUUGCUACGUGAUUAUCAUUCCUUUUGUGUCUAUUCCCAGUUCUUGGUUUAUUUCAAUAAUUUUCAUCCAUGGAAACCUCAAAAGCUCAUGUAGCAUUACUUCCCCUCCCUGGCAUGGGCCAUAUGAUCCCAUUCCUUGGUCUCGGUAAACUCUUUGUCACUCACCACAACUUCAAAGUCACAAUCUUCCUUGUCAGCAUUGAUCACUCAUCACAAACAUUGUCCAAAACUAUCAUCUCAGAGAUGAGCAAUGAGCUCUGUAACAUUGUGCAACUCCCCCCAGUUGACAUCACUGGGGUCGUUGAUCCCAACGCUACAGUUGGUUUGAGGCUCUCAGUAACGAUGCGUGAAAUCGUGCCAGCCUUUCGGUCAUCAGUAGCUACAAUGAAGCCAUGUCCAACAGUUCUAAUCACUGACAUUUUUGGAACCGAUGCUUUCUCAGUCGCUGAAGAGUUUGGCAUGUUAAAGUACGUUUUCUCUCCUUCAAAUGCAUGGAUCCUUGCAUUGACUAUCUACACUCCGGUACUAGAUAAGGAAGUGAAGGGUGAGUAUGUUCACCAAAAAGAGCCACUGAAGAUUCCAGGUUGUGCUUCUGUUCGUGUUGAGGAUUUGUUUGAUCCUUUACUGGAUAGAACUAAUCAACAAUACGAUGAGUACCUGCAUGCAGGGAUUAGGUUGAGAACGAGUGAUGGGGUUUUGAUGAACUGUUGGGAGGAGCUUCAGCCUAAAACAGUUGCGGCUUUGAGAGAUGAUAAGCUACUUGGUUGUGUAUUAAAGAGACCAGUGUACCCAGUUGGUCCAAUAGUAACACAAUCAGGUAACUCGUCCAAGAGUGGCUUGCUGUUUGAUUGGCUAAAUAAGCAAUCAAAUGAUUCUGUGGUGUAUGUGUCAUUUGGGAGUGGUGCAACACUGUCACACGAGCAAAUGACUGAGCUAGCUUUUGGGUUGGAGUUGAGCCAGCAGAGGUUUGUUUGGGUAGUACGCGCACCCACUAAGGAAUCUGGGAAUAAGACAUAUUUGAAGGGGAGGAGUGGGGAUGAAAAUCAUGACCAAUUUGGGUACUUGCCAAACGGGUUCAUGUCAAGGAUCCAAAAUGUUGGGUUUGUGAUCUCAGAUUGGGUUUCACAAGUGGACAUCUUGAGCCACCCUUCUAUUGGAGCGUUUAUAUCUCAUUGUGGAUGGAAUUCGACACUGGAAAGUAUUUUGAUGGGUGUCCCUAUAAUUGCAUUUCCACUCUUUGCAGAGCAAAAGAUGAAUGCUACUAUGCUUACAGAGGAAUUUGGCAUGGCAGUUCGAUUGGAGGUUUUGCCGUCGAAAAAAGUGGUGGGAAGGGAGGAGAUACAAAAGAAGGUGAGGAAGAUCAUGGUAGACAAUGAAGGGCAUGGAAUAAGGGACAGGGUUAAUGAACUGAAAUAUAGUGCUAAGGAAGCUUUGUGCAAAGGUAGUUCCUCCUACAAGGCACUGUCUGAAUUGGCAAAGAGGUUUGAGGCCCGCAUGCAACUCCAGAAUAAGAAAGCUCCAUCACCCAUAACCCAUGAGUGAUCAUUUUUAGUACCAUGUAUGUAUGUAUGUAUGUAUGUAUUUAUGCAUGCAUGUAUGUAUGUACGUAGGCUCGCUAGCCCUAUGCAAAUGUUUUGUCAUAACCAAUCUUUGCCAUGCAUGGAGAACCAGAGCAAUGUAUUUGAGGAUAAGAUGUGGCAUAUUGGUAAGAUCCUUGUAGUUCUUAUAGUUCUAUUGACCUUUCAUAGUAUUUGUAA